Molecule: messenger RNA, 1306 nt
Organism: Staurois parvus
Lineage: Eukaryota; Metazoa; Chordata; Amphibia; Anura; Ranidae
Source: the annotation of a GenBank genome assembly
GAGGUCACAGCAAGCAGUCGUCACUAUGUAGACAGACUCUUCGAUCCCGAUCCUCAGAAAGUUCUGCGUGGAGUUGUAGAUAUGAAAAAUGCAGUGAUUGGAAACAACAAACAGAAAGCCAACCUCAUAGUUUUGGGAGCAGUGCCAAGAUUAUUAUACUUGCUUCAGCAAGAGACUUCGAGCACAGAACUGAAGACAGAAUGUGCUGUGGUCCUUGGCAGCUUGUCUAUGGGUACAGAAAACAAUGUGAAAUCCCUGCUAGACUGUCACAUAAUCCCAGCUCUGCUGCAAGGCUUGCUGUCAGCAGACAUCCGCUUCAUUGAAGCUUGUUUGCGAUGUCUCCGAACAAUUUUCACAAGUCCAGUAACUCCAGUGGAGCUCUUGUAUACAGAUGCUACUGUAAUCCCUCAUCUUAUGAUGUUGCUCAGCAGAUCUCUCUACUGUCAAGAGUACAUCUGCCAGAUCUUCGCCCAUUGCUGCAAAGCUCCUGAUCAUCAGACCAUUUUAUUUAAUCAUGGUGUGGUACAAAAUAUUGCCCAUUUGCUCACAUCUGUGUCAUAUAAAGUACGCAUGCAAGCAUUAAAGUGCUUUUCUGUUUUAGCGUUUGACAAUCCCCAGGUAUCAAUGACACUUGUAAAUGUGCUGGUUGAUGGGGAACUAUUGCCACAAAUCUUUGUAAAGAUGCUACAGCGAGACAAGCCUAUUGAAAUGCAGCUAACAGCAGCAAAAUGCUUAACGUAUAUGUGUCGAUCAGGCGCUAUUCGAACAGAUGACAACUGCAUUGUCCUGAAAACACUCCCCUGCUUGGUUAGAAUGUGUAACAAAGAACGCCUUCUAGAGGAAAGAGGUAGAAGGUGCAGAAACGUUAGCCUAUUUAAUAGAGCCCGAUGUGGAGCUGCAAAGGAUUGCCAGCAUUACAGAUCAUCUCAUCUCUAUGCUUGCUGACUACUUUAAAUAUCCCAGCUCAGUCAGUGCCAUCACGGACAUUAAGAGGCAGCAAGAAACGGGGCAACUUUGCACCGAGGAGACAGACUCAGGAGGGGCUAUAGACGAAUCCUACUGCACUGCAGCCUUUCUUACCUUUCCAUUGUCCCAAAUGACUCCGCAAGCACAGCUUGUCUCACCCCCAUCUCCGGAGUCCAAACUCGAUCAUGAUUUGAAACACGCCCAUGAGUUGCGACAGGCAGCCUUCAAGCUCUACGCCUCACUGGGAGCCAAUGACGAAGACAUCCGGAAGAAGGUGAGUCUGGGAGAGGGGCGACCCGCGGUCCUGUCAGCCAGCAGACAGGGUGUGAUGCCCACCUGA